Gorilla gorilla gorilla (western lowland gorilla) is the source of this 1503-nucleotide messenger RNA. RefSeq names its product keratin, type II cytoskeletal 8-like. The record is from RefSeq and is a predicted model, not a curated record. NCBI's taxonomy places the organism in Eukaryota, Metazoa, Chordata, Mammalia, Primates, Hominidae. The coding region runs from base 1 to 1503 and encodes 500 amino acids. Gene Ontology annotation, cellular component: keratin filament. The transcript is spliced from 2 exons.
AUGCUUCUUCAGCAAUUUAGGCAAGGUGUGGCCUGCCAUGGCCUGCCUGCCUCGACUCCUGCCUCCAUCACGUCCAUCAGAGUGACCCAGAAGUCCUCUGGCCCCUGGGCCUUCAGCAGCUGCACCUACAUGAGUGGGCCUGGCGUCUGCAUCAGCUCCUUGAGCUGCUCCCGAGUGGGGAGCAGCAGCUUUCGGGGUGGCCUGGGUGGAGGCUAUGGUGGGGCCAGUGGCAUGGGAGGCAUCAUCGCCAUCAUGGUCAACCAGAGCCUGUUGAGCCCCCUUAACCUGGAGGUGGACCCCAACAUCCAGGCCAUGUGUACCCAGAAGAAGGAGCAGAUCAAGACCCUCAACAAGUUUGCCUCCUUCAUUGACAAGGUAUGGUUCCUGGAGCAGCAGAACAAGGUGCUGGAGACCAAGUGGAGCCUCCUGCAGCAGCAGAAGAUGGCUCGGAGUAACAUGGACAACAUGUUGGAGAGCUACAUCAACAACCUUAGGCGGCAGCUGGAGACUCUGGGCCAGGAGAAGCUGAAGCUGGAAGCAGAGCUUGGCAACAUGCAGGGGCUGGGGGAGGACUUCAAGAACAAGUAUGAGGAUGAGAUCAACAAGCAUACGGAGAUGGAGAAUGAAUUUGUCCUCAUCAAGAAGGAUGUUGAUGAAGCUUACACGAACCAGGUAGAGCUAGAGUCCCUCCUGGAAGGGCUGACUGAGGAGAUCAACUUCCUCAGGCAGCUGUAUGAAGAGGAGAUCCGGGAGCUGCAGUCCCAGAUCUCCGACAUGUCUGUGGUGCUGUCCAUAGACUACAGCUGCUCUCUGGACAUGGACAGCAUCAUCCCUGAGGUCAAGGUGCAGUAUGAGGAGAUUGCCAACUGCAGCCGGGCUGAGGCUGAGAGCAUGUACCAGAUCAAGUAUGAGGGGCUGCAGACGCUGGCUGGGAGGAACUGGGAUGACCUAAGGCGCACAAAGACUGAGAUCUCCGAGAUGAACCGGAACAUCAGCUGGCUCCAGGCUGAGACCGAGGGCCUCAAAGGCCAGAGGGCUUCCCUGGAGGCCGCCAUCACAGAUGCCGAGCAGCGUGGGGAGCUGGCUGUUAAAGAUGCCAACGCCAAGCCGUCUGAGCUGGAGGCCGCCCUGCAGCGGGCCAAGCAGGACAUGAUGGGGCAGCUGCGUGAGUACUGGGAGCUGAUGAACGUCGGGCUUACCCUGGACAUCGAGAUUGCCACCUACAGGAAGCUGCUAGAGGGCGAGGAGAGCCGGCUGGAGUCUGGGAUGCAGAACUUGAGUAUCCAUACGAAGACCACCAGCAGCUAUGCAGGUGGGCUGAGCUCAGCCUAUGGGGGCCUCACAAGCCCCGGCAUCAUCUACCGCCUGGGCUCCAGCUUUGGCUCUGGCGCGGGCUCCAGCUCCUUCAGCCGCACCAGCUCCACCAGGGCCGUGGUUGUGAAGAAGAUCGAGACCCAUGAUGGCAAGCUGGAGUCCGAGUCCUCUGACGUCCUGUCCAAGUGA